AUGGGACUACUAGCGACUUUGCGCAACUUCACUGGCGGCUGGAAGGAUCUUACCUCGACUAGCAACCCUGUAGGUCAUUCUGGAAGUAAUGACUGGGCGGCCGGUGGAGACUGGGGAUCCGGCGGGGGUUGGGGAUCUCCCAAGGCUACUACAUCUAGUUGGGCAUCUAGUAGCGGAGGGUGGGGUUCUGCUGCGCCUAGUUGGGGCUCCAGUGACACUUCUUAUGCUCCUGACAAGAAGGAAACGUCCACAUCCAGUGGGGGAGCAGCCUCUGAUGCCCCCACGACGCGAUGGCCAGACACAGCUAAAGAACCGAAUCGUCCACAAUCGCGCCCGCAACAACCCCAAGCGCCGGCUUCUUCUCCUUCACGAUCAGACAUGAAACCACAACUUUCUCCCCGCUCUCACAGAUUGGACAAAAUUGACACCAAUCUCUCGGCCGAUGUACAUUUUUCAAGGCGGAAUUCACGUCCUUCACCAACGUCCUCCGUUCCAUCCGCCGUUGACAGGAAGGCGACGGAUCCUUUGCGCCCUAUACGCGCACUUCCAAAUAGGAACAAGGCGACUUCUAGUCGCCAAAGCUCGGUCUCGCGAACUGAAUCAUCUACCAGACGCUCAAUUCCUGAUUCCUCCCUUACCUCCCAACUCGAUGAGGCCGAAGUAUCGAAAUUGCUGAGCGGCCCUACAACGGAAUUGACCAGAACCAUCAUUAAACUGAUGAUAGAAGCAGUAUAUCUGAAAAUACAGCUUGACAAGGCCCAACAUCUCUAUCGCGAACUCCAUCGUAAUCUGGAAUCACCUCAAUAUGCACGCGUAAACAACCUUGGCCGCACCAAAUUCAACAAGAUGUUGCAGGAGUACUCCGACUCGAUUCAUCGACAGAAGCAGCUCCUGGCUGGCACUCUACGGAAUCUCAGUCGCCUGCCAGAUUUAGCCGGGUUGGGCGACGCGGACUCUGCUGUAGAGGAGUCGGCGUUGUUCACAUACGCGGAAGAACUGAAAGGAUGGAUGGAGCAGACGAGGAUAUACGUUCUUGCGUUGAAGAAAAACAUGGUUGCUCAGAUGCAGGAGAUACCAGAAGCAACACCUGCCCCGGAGGUUGACCCUCCGCCAGACGAGGAGGUUUCCGCGCCCACUACGCCUACCACCGAACUUCUGAGAUCUACUGAUGCAGCGGAAAGCAAAUUCGAAGAUCUUCUACCAGGGUUUGACUCAGUGAAAAUUGAGUCGCUUGCGGUCACCAGACAUCUCGAUACGAUGAUCAAUUCGAAAUUAGCAGAAGACACGCAAGGGGUGAGGAUUCAAGAGUUGGUGGACGCGGCGGCGCAGAUGGAAGCCGAGUUCAACAAGGUGACAGAUGUAGCGGCCGACUUAUUUACGAAGCAAGGAGACCAAAAGGUCCGCCUACGCAUGCUGGAGGGUAAUGUGCUCGUUGUGCAGCAGAAACGCCUGAACAACGCUAGGCGAGCCGCCAAAGUUGAACAAACACAUGUGGAACAGACCCAGCUUUUGGAUGAAUUGUUGGACAAAGUUCGAGACCUGCACAUAAAGGAGGAGACAACGUCUGCACUACCUUCUGAACCCCAGCUGCCUCUUACCAAGGAGCAGAUGGAAGAGUGCGUCGAUACUAUUGUCGAUCGCUUCAUGGAAGACUUGCGACCAAGACUUGCCGACACUAAAGCCCGCCAUCUGCGCCAAAUCCACGACUCAGCAAGCUCAAUCACGAAUACCGUUUGGUUGCAUCUCGAACCCUUCGCAAAGGCAGUCAAAAGCCUCGCCAUCAAGGGUAGUCCGGUGAACAGUCCUCAAGAGUCAAUUGCCACAGAAUAG
Messenger RNA from Pleurotus ostreatus (oyster mushroom), 1830 nucleotides. RefSeq lists its product as uncharacterized. NCBI's taxonomy places the organism in Eukaryota, Fungi, Basidiomycota, Agaricomycetes, Agaricales, Pleurotaceae. The record is from RefSeq and is a predicted model, not a curated record. The transcript has 4 exons. Bases 1 to 1830 code for a protein of 609 amino acids.